Molecule: messenger RNA, 3756 nt
Organism: Clupea harengus (Atlantic herring)
Lineage: Eukaryota; Metazoa; Chordata; Actinopteri; Clupeiformes; Clupeidae
Gene: znf408
Product: zinc finger protein 408
Molecular function (GO): protein binding
Source: RefSeq, a predicted model, not a curated record
GUCUAUUUGAGCUCUAUGGACAAUAAUGUAAUAAGAACAAUAGCGCAAAAAAAAUGUAUAACCGCACAAUCUCGUCUAAUAUUAGAAAUCGUUGUUAUCAAAUAUUGAAAAACAUUCACGCAGAGUCCACCUAUCAAAUGCACAGUUUCUGUGGGGAAGGGUAAUACAGUGACAUUGACAUUAUAAACUUCCGGACACCGUGAUGAUGGAGAAAGAUGACAUUCCCGGAGUUUUCACAGGAAUAACGCCACUCAACUUCAACUGGCCAAGACAUUGAGGAAACAUAUCCCUGAGUUGGUUCAGAAUUUAUUAUACUAAUGUUGCUGUUGUUUACAAGAUAUCCAGAUAGUAUGCGGAAGGGAACGGCGUUGUCCACGUCGAUGUGUCCAACACCAGAUUUAGCAUAAACAUCAGCUAACGUUAACCUGUGCUUAUUUCAGUGAAAUAGAGAGAUGGCCAAAGCAAUUACAUCACCUAAAUAAUUAGCCAAAGUUAGCUAACGCCCUAUAUUGCCUUUGGCAGAAUCACAGCCAUACGAAGUAAGUUAGCUAUCCUGGUUAACCUAAAAAAAAAUGCUCGUACCUCCCUUCCUAGUUAUGCCCAUAUCAAGUCAAGUGUCUUUUUAGUCAUACGUUUAAGUGAAAACAACCGUUCAUCUUAGCUCGGACCGAGCCAUACACUUUUCUAGCCAAUCAGCCAGGUGGCUCAGGAGCACUGUAGGGAGGAGAGCAAUUUGAUUGGCAGUUGAGCUCAACUAUCAACUGUAGAAUACUAUCCGCUGUUACUGAGCUUUAAUUGACACUUAACAGGUUUAUUAACAUAGAUGCAGGAUGUAGGCUACUUAAAUUAAAUCGUCCAGUGCGUAGCGUAACGGUACCGUUUCACCUCGGAUAUCCAUUUUAUCGUUUUGCAUUGAUCCUAUAAAUACUUUUAAGCUGUAGGGUACUUUUAUUUCGCUAGAUAUACACUUUGUGCCAAAUGCAAUUAUGAUGAUCAAAUAGGGGCGCGUUAGCACCCAAAUUCGUCGACAGGGCAUGCGCAUUGUCACAGUUCAGAGUUGAAAUGUGGUAUUUGUUGUUGUAUAAUGUUGUUGUAUGGCAACAUGCAUUAAGAUGCAACAUUUAAUAAAGAAAAACGACUGACAUAUUUGUAAUACUGGCAAGGAAACUGCUAGGUGCAGAGAACUAAGUUACUACAUGAAGAAUUCAGCAUUGAAGCCAGAAUCCCUCCACAGUGUUCUGAGUGCUGUGCCUCGUGGGCUGACACUGGGCCCCUCUUUGGCAAAAGAUGGCCAGUUUGGUCUGUGGUGUGUUGGUCAGCCACUGCAGAGAGGCACAAUUCUAUGCCUUGAAGAACAAGCUAAAGCUGAGGAAAUCGUGGAGAAACUUGGAGAAAAUACUUGUUUAACUGUUUCUAAGGAGCAACUUUCAGACCGCAUGUACUGGUUGAGGUUUGCUUGCAAUGCAAAACACAAGAAGGAGCAGAAUGUGAAGAUUCAUGAAGUCAAUGGAAAGUUGUGCCUCCAGGCCUGUGAGAAUAUCAGCCCAGGGACAGAGCUGCUGUUUUGGUUGAAGGACAAUGAAAUCUCCAAUGAUCUAGAUGCACGUGAGGAAAAGCUUGUUGUUAUGCCAGGCAAACCCUGCCAGGAAGGAAUAUAUCCCAAACCAGGAGAUGACGAACCCUCGGGAGACAAUAUUAAAGAGCAGGAAUCUUCAGACACUGAAGUUCUCUCAGGGCAUCCGGAAAAAGUCUUGCCGAUUCUUGAGCAUCCCGAAGUCCACCCACCAUCACCAUCACCAUCACCAUCACCAUCACCAAAGAAUGAAGAAAAACACUCUGCAGAGGUUCCAGUCCAGAAGACUAAGCCUCACUUCAGAAUGAAAAAGACACCUAUACCUGCCAAUCAGACCUGUCAAUCAAAAAAAGAUGUAGAGGAUGUUUGUGAAAAUAACAGUACUGAUACUAAAAUACCUUCCUUGAACUUGGUUCAGUUUUCUGAUCUUACCAUGGUAGAGGAGAGUCAAACUACAGUGGCUGAAAAUUGUGAUGGGAAAGAUCCUGAGGCAGUCUCUGGGCCUAUAAGAGCUAGCUCUCGUCUUGCAGCUAAACCAAGAAAGGUCCACACUCUUGUCAGUCAUAUCCACAAGCGCCUGCAUGAGCGUAAGGUUAGGACCCUGCAGCAGCAAGCAAAGGAGAAACUCCUAUCUGUAAACUGUGCGGAGAGUGGGCAUGCUGUCCAAGAGCCAGGCCUGGAAGACAAAGAUGCCAUCCAUACAAUCAAAACUGAUGAUGAGGUGGAUAAAGCUAAACAGAAACGGGCCAAGGAUUCUCUCAGGUUAAAAUCCAAUCCAAUCCAACUUUGCGUGAGAGAAAGAAAGUACAAAUGUGAUCAGUGUGACAAGAGUUUCUUUCAGUUAUGCCACCUUAAAAAGCACAAGUUCACUCAUUCUGAUUUAAAACCCUACCUUUGCACAGAGUGCGGAAAGAACUACAGUUCCCAAGAGAGUUUCCGUGCUCACCUCUUGAUGCACCGAGGUGAGAGGCCAUAUAAAUGCCAACAGUGUGACAAGAGGUAUGGCUUAAAACGAGACCUGAAGGAACAUGAAGUGCUGCAUACGGGGGAGAAGCCCUUUGUCUGUGAUGUGUGUGGCAAGGCCUUCGCCCGGCGGCCCUCCCUGCGCAUCCACAGAGAGGCACAUAGAGCAAAGGAAGCAAAUUACCAGCCUCCCAAGAUCAAGUGUCCUGACUGUGGCAAAGAGCUGGCGAACUCAGGCUCCCUGAGGAACCAUAUGCGCCUGCACACAGGUGAGCGUCCCUACCCCUGCCCUCACUGUGGGAAGACAUUCCGACAGCGAGGCAACCUGCUGGGACAUCUGCGCAUCCACACGGGUGAAAAACCCUACAAGUGUGAUUACUGUGACCAGCACUUCUCGCAAGUACCUGAACUUCGACGGCACCUCAUCUCUCACACAGGUGAGGUCUACCUCUGCACUGUCUGUGGGAAGGCUCUGCGGGACCCUCAUACACUGCGGGCCCAUGAACGUCUGCACACCGGCGAAAGGCCUCACAAGUGCAAUGUUUGUGGAAAGGCCUACACCAUGGCCACAAAACUAAGGCGGCACAUGAAGUCCCAUUUAGAGGACAAGCCGUAUAAAUGUCAGAAAUGUGGUGCAGGCUACACUCUUAUGCAGAGCCUCAUUCGUCAUCAGAUCUCUCACAAGAAGAAAGUGGAUAAAGCCCUGGAAACUCUUGAGACAUCAAGUCAUCCAGCCCCUGUAAGAGGCCGACCCCGAAAGACAAUACAGAAGUGUGUGACAAAUAUGUGGUCAAUUGAAACUGAGAAGGAUGUGGAAAGCCAAGCAAUGAUGUAUGUUGAAACUGUGGAGGAGCUGUCAGUUGUUCCUCAUACGGAGGAAGUGAUCAUCAGCUCUGGACCAUUCCAUGAGGGUAUGGUUCUAAUGGAACAUGGAGCAGAGCAAGGGCUCAGCAGAAUCCAGUUAAAUGACGACAUUAUUGAGAUUAUUGUGUCGGAUUCUCCAUCUAAAUGCAUAAUGCUACAAGAGCAGGAAGUGCACACUAAUAUGGUUAUUCUGCAAGGAGAGGAUGGACUUAAUUCUGUGGCUGAAACCAUUGAGAUAGAAUCAGGGAUGUAAUAUUGGAUUCUGUGUAAGGGUAUGUCCAUUUUUCAUAGCAUACAACAUAUAAUCAUUUUUGUGGUACAGAUGUGACUCAAGUUAUUAAAGUUGGUUCAAGUCA